Molecule: messenger RNA, 872 nt
Organism: Salvia hispanica
Lineage: Eukaryota; Viridiplantae; Streptophyta; Magnoliopsida; Lamiales; Lamiaceae
Product: monothiol glutaredoxin-S12, chloroplastic-like
Biological process (GO): cellular response to oxidative stress
Cellular component (GO): cytoplasm
Molecular function (GO): glutathione disulfide oxidoreductase activity
Source: RefSeq, a predicted model, not a curated record
UGGGAAGCACCAUCAAUGGCAAUUUUCAAUAUAUUUCUGACAAGAGGGAUAAAGUGUUCCAAAUCGAACUUUGGCAAACGCUUUCUGCAGAAAACCUUGGCGAUGGCAUCAAUGGCGGCGACGUGUCGUUUUACUGUUAAAGGCUUCGAGUCCAGGUCACUGUGCUCUCGUUCACCCUCUCCCCCCCACUUUCAUUCUCUUCCUACUAAUCGUCGGAGCAGCGCCGCCGUCUCUUCUCGAAAGCCUGAAAAUGUCGGGCUCCUCCGCAUUCGAGCCAUGAGCUCCGACUCAUCGGGUUCCGGGCCCCAAUUGGAAGUCACUGUGAAGAACACCAUUGCUCAGAACCCUGUCGUGGUUUACUCCAAAACUUGGUGCUCGUACUCUUCGGAGGUGAAAUCGUUGUUCAAGAGACUUGGCACGGAGCCGUUUGUUAUUGAAUUGGACAGAUUAGGUGCUGAAGGAUCACAACUGCAGAAGACUCUAGAAAAACUUACUGGACAACAUACAGUUCCCAAUGUCUUCAUUGGGGGCAAGCAUAUUGGCGGUUGUUCAGAUACUAUCAAGUUGUAUCAGGAAGGGGAGCUGGAGACUUUGCUAUUCGAAGCUGGUGCAAAAAAGUAAAGGUUUGUGAUCUACCACCACCCAAUAAUACGUCAUGGCUUCUCCCUGUAUCUUGUUCAUCUAGAGAGAGAGAGAGAGAGAUGAUUUUCAUGUCUGGUCUAUUUAGUACAGUUUUUUUCUUAACUUUGGUGAGAAUGUGCUUAACUCAUGUUUCUAUUUUUUCAAGUUCUCGAUCUCGAACUUUGACAAGAGUUGUAAUUAUAGUCCUCGAAUGAGAACCCGUCUGAAUAACCAUGCUGGAUUUUCGAUUA